AUGUCCGGCGUAAUACUAGAAGAAGAGGCCGACUAUGGCUGCUUCCCAUUUGAUAUCUUUGUCUCAGACCGGUGGGAUCACAAUCACAAUGCCACCAGAGACGGUCAGGAACAGUGGGAGCAGCUCGUCUGGGAAUGGGAGAGCCUGACACUAACCGAGCGCUAUCCGUAUCAAAAACGCGCUGAGUCCGAGAACGGUCCUCCAGAACUCAGCGAGGAGAUCAAACGCGUGCUGGCCACACACCAGACCGCACAUGAGCGCAAUAUCAGCCUCAUUAGUUGUGACGGCUGGCAGACUGUCUGGCUGCGCACAUGCUAUGACCCAGGUCUCGCCGACAAAUACAAACAGAUGAAGUCCACAUCCGAGGUUCCUGGAUGGGGGGUCUCAGGGGACAAGAUCCUGGAUGACCCUGCCCGUUAUGACUUUGACGACGAUGGCAGCAACUCCUGGCAACAGGUGUUGAUUCGCGUGCCGGGGAUCACGGAUUUCAGUGGCGUUUGGGGCGAGGGCGACGGCGGCAGUAGCAUACGGUACCGCAGCCAUAUCGAGUCUGGAUUGAUCAAGAUUCUCUGGCUGGACGAGCAUGGGCAGGUUGCCUGGGAAAAUCGGUUGGAUACUUCCACUUCAGCUCUGAGUCGGCUAACAGGAUCCCUCCUGAACGCUACGAGUCUGGUGGAAAUGACCGGCUACGACGGUACCCGCGGCACUCUGAUUGAAAACUAG
Messenger RNA from Aspergillus nidulans FGSC A4, 723 nucleotides. RefSeq lists its product as uncharacterized. The record is from RefSeq and is a predicted model, not a curated record. Bases 1 to 723 code for a protein of 240 amino acids. Lineage: Eukaryota; Fungi; Ascomycota; Eurotiomycetes; Eurotiales; Aspergillaceae. The transcript has 4 exons.